GAGGCACAGCGGGCGCGCGGGCCGGCCCCGGGGCCUCCAUGAUGGAGGAGCGAGCGGCCGCCGCGGUCGCCGCCGCCGCCUCCUCCUGCCGCCCGCUCGGCUCCGGCGCGGGCCCCGGCCCGACGGGGGCGGCCCCGGCCUCUGCCGCUGCCCCGGGGCCCGGCCCGGCCGGUAAGGGAGGCGGCGGCGGAGGCAGCCCGGGGCCUUCAGCGGGGCCCGAGCCCCUGAGCCUGCCCGGGAUCCUGCACUUUAUCCAGCACGAGUGGGCGCGCUUCGAAGCGGAGAAGGCCCGCUGGGAGGCCGAGCGCGCCGAGCUGCAGGCUCAGGUAGCCUUCCUCCAGGGAGAAAGGAAAGGGCAAGAGAACCUCAAGACGGACCUGGUGCGACGGAUCAAGAUGUUGGAGUUUGCCUUGAAGCAGGAAAGGGCCAAGUAUCACAAGUUGAAGUUCGGGACAGAUCUGAACCAGGGGGAGAAGAAGCCAGAACUGGCAGAACAAGUUUCCAAUGGCCCCAUGGAGUCGGUCACCCUGGAGAACAGCCCGCUGGUGUGGAAGGAGGGGCGCCAGCUUCUCCGACAGUACCUGGAGGAGGUGGGCUAUACGGACACCAUCCUGGACAUGCGGUCCAAACGCGUGCGGUCCCUACUAGGUCGCUCGUUGGAGCUCAACGGGGCCGUGGAGCCCAGCGAAGGUGGCUCCAGGGCCACGCCAGGCCCCGGGGGGCUCAGCGGGGGUGAGUCGCUGCUGGUGAAACAGAUCGAAGAGCAGAUCAAAAGGAACGCGGCAGGCAAAGAUGGCAAAGAGCGCCUGAGCGGCUCGGUGCUGGAGCAGAUCCCCUUCCUGCAGAGCUGUGAGGACGAGGACAGUGACGAGGACGACGAGUUGGACAGUGUGCAGCACAAGAAACAGCGGGUGAAGCUGCCCUCCAAGGCCCUGGUGCCUGAAAUGGAGGACGAGGACGAGGAGGAUGACUCUGAAGAUGCCAUCAACGAGUUCGAUUUCUUGGGCUCGGGAGAGGAUGGGGAGGGCUCUCCGGACCCUCGACGAUGUGCCGCAGAGGGGACCCACCACGAGUUGGCCCCGUGCUUUGUCCCUGCAGAAAGCCGGCGGGUCAAACUCCAGGGAAUUUUGGCCGACCUUCGGGAUGUGGAUGGGCUGCCCCCUAAAGUGACGGGUCCCCCUCCUGGCACACCCCAGCCCCGGCCACACGAAGGUUCCUUUGGCUUCUCCUCAGACGUUUUCAUCAUGGACACUAUCGGGGGCGGGGAGGUGAGCCUGGGGGACUUGGCAGAUCUCACCGUCACCAACGACAACGACCUCAGCUGUGAUCUCUCUGACAGCAAAGAUGCCUUUAAGAAGACGUGGAACCCCAAGUUCACCCUGCGCUCACACUACGACGGCGUGCGCUCCCUGGCUUUCCACCACAGCCAGGCCGCCCUGCUCACCGCCUCUGAGGACGGCACGCUCAAGCUCUGGAACCUGCAGAAAGCUGUCACGGCCAAGAAGAACGCCGCGCUGGAUGUGGAGCCUAUCCACGCCUUCCGGGCUCACAGGGGCCCUGUGUUGGCAGUAGCCAUGGGCAGUAACAGCGAGUACUGCUACAGCGGCGGGGCCGACGCCCGCAUCCACAGCUGGAAGAUUCCGGACCUCAACGUGGACCCCUAUGACGGCUACGACCCGAGUGUGCUGAGCCACGUGCUGGAGGGCCACGGGGACGCUGUAUGGGGCCUAGCCUUCAGCCCCACCUCCCAGCGCCUGGCCUCCUGCUCUGCUGACGGCACCAUCCGCAUCUGGGACCCGAGCAGCAGCAGCCCAACCUGCGUCUGUACCUUCCUCACAGCCAGCGAUCAUGGGAUCCCCACCUCAGUGGCCUUCACCAGCACCGAGCCCGCCCACAUCGUGGCCUCCUUCCGCUCUGGCGACACCGUCUUGUACGACCUGGAGGCUGGCAGUGCCCUCCUUUCGUUGGAAUCCCGGGGGAACAGUGGCCCAACCCAGAUCAACCAGGUGGUGAGUCACCCAAACCAGCCCCUCACCAUCACCGCCCACGACGACAGAGGCAUCCGCUUCCUGGACAGCCGGACAGGGAAAUCCGUGCACUCUAUGGUUGCCCACCUGGACGCGGUCACCUGCCUAGCCGUGGACCCCAACGGCGUGUUCCUGAUGUCGGGAAGCCAUGACUGCUCCCUGCGUCUGUGGAGCCUGGACAACAAAACGUGCGUGCAGGAGAUCACGGCCCACCGCAAGAAGCACGAGGAGGCCAUCCACGCUGUCGCGUGCCACCCCAGCAAGGCCCUCAUUGCCAGCGCAGGCGCCGACGCCCUGGCCAAGGUCUUCGUAUGAUGCCCACCUGGCCCCGCCCCGGCCUCCACCUCGGCUGGGGAGCGGGGCCAGGCAGGUGGGACCGAGGUGACUCCCAGCCUCGGCGGAGGCCCGGAGGCCCGGCCUCUUCCCGCCUGCCUUGGAACCUGGUGGUGCUAAUGCCCCUCUCCCUGGGAGGCCAUCCCCCACAGCCUCCCCUUCCCCAAGCAUCCUGGGGGGCAGCCUCCUUCAAGACUUACCCUCCCGGACGUCCUCGAGGAGUUUCCUCUCUGCACCCGGACACCCAGUCCUGGUAUCUGAGCUGCUUUCUUGGGUGCAGCACAGCCAGGGCUGGGUGUCCUUGGGGAUCAGCUUUUCCAAGACGCCAGAAGGUGCCAGGUUCUCUCUUUGAACCCCCGAUCCCCCCUCAUUCUUCCCAGACCUGGGUGGUAGCUGUGCCGGGAAGAGCCCCAGGCGCUCCCGCUCUGGGUCCCCUGGGAAGCCAUGGCACCAGCUGGACCCUGGUCCUCCUCAGCGGGGAGCGCCCGGCCUGGUCCACCCCAGAAGCUAGCCCCAGUCCACCACCCUCUCCUCCAGUUCCCUCAACACAGCUUUCCAGACACUACCCAGCGCCUCCAGGGCCAGUAACUGGGGAUCAGGUGAUGCCCUCGGGGGAGGCGCCCACCCCUCUCCCCUCCCUCCCCCAGCACUCUUCCAAGGGCAACCCCCCAGCUCCCACGGGGUCACCCAUGGGGAGAGAUGGCCUUCUCUCACCCCUCCCUGGGGCAUGGAGGCUGGAGGGGGUCCCCCUGGUCCCCCACAACUCCCUGUAUAUCUGUAUAAAUAAAUGGGAUUUUAAUGGAGCCCCGCCCCCACCCAUGUUGUUAUCACUGUGUGAUAGUCUGUGUCUCCUCUCCUGGCCCUCCACUCUCUUCCUCUAUUUAUUUCACUCUUUUUUUGGGUUCCACCCUGAGCCCUCGGGCCCCCUUCAAGGUUCCUGUUUAUAAGCCCCGUCCCCUCUGCCCUGGACUUGGAUGUGAAACUUGUCUCAAUAAACCCUUUGGAGUAAGA
This is a messenger RNA of Leopardus geoffroyi (Geoffroy's cat), 3371 nucleotides long. It is a transcript of the gene STRN4, whose product is annotated as striatin 4. NCBI's taxonomy places the organism in Eukaryota, Metazoa, Chordata, Mammalia, Carnivora, Felidae. Bases 39 to 2342 code for a protein of 767 amino acids. Gene Ontology annotation, cellular component: dendrite. The transcript is spliced from 18 exons. Gene Ontology annotation, molecular function: armadillo repeat domain binding; protein-containing complex binding; protein phosphatase 2A binding. The record is from RefSeq and is a predicted model, not a curated record.